GUGAAAGAGAAGGUUCUCCGAGGAAUGGAGAGCCUUGCGAUUUCUUUCUCAUCGCUGCAGAUCAAGUUGUUGUUGCUUCUUAGUGGUUGUCGUUGUUUUGUUUUUUUAAAAGCAAGUUUCUAGUCCUGAUGGGUACGACAUACGUUUCCUAGGCACUCGGGGGAGGGGGUGGAGAUUAAUUGCUCUCCCUCUGGGUUUUGGGUUUUGCAACAUUCAGCCCCGCUGGUCAAACAGGCGCACGUUUGGAGGGGAGAACGCGGCCGCCUCUCUCUGUUCCCUUUCGUCUCAGCCCAGUCACGAGUGUAGCUGUUUUGCAAACCUUAAAGAGGCUGCUCACCAAACCCCCAAAAUCCCAGCAUGGAUUCAACUCCUGUUUUUCCCCAAGUCUUCCAGCCCCUCAUGAAUGAUAAGAUGAAUCUUUCUAAGCUACGGCUGAAGAAGUUUUAUGAGGGUGAGCCGCUGGCACUGGGGAUCACACAGAUAUUUAUAGGACUUAUAGGAAUAGCUUUUGGGCUUGUGAUGGACCACCUGGAAAUGUUCAGAACAGAUUACAUGGACUUGACGACACCAUAUUGGACUGGCAUCUUGUACGUCAUUUCAGGAUCCCUGGCUGUGGCAGCUGCCAUGAAACCAAGGAGGCCACUGGUGAAUGGCAUGCUGGGGAUGAAUGUGGUGAGCACCGUGGCAGCUGGCAUUGGGAUGAUUGUCCUCUCUGUCAGUCUGGGCGAUUACCCUAGAUGGUACUAUAUAAAUAUAUGUGAACCGCUUGAUGGGUAUUCGGAUGACAGCUGUUCUGAAGCCCAAACGUACUCAUAUGGGGCAGUGUAUGCAAUCCUGGUUUUUCUCCUGGUUCUCAACAUCCUACAGUUCUGCAUUACUAUCUCCACUGCUGCCUUCGGGUGUAAAGCUACAUGCCAGAAUGGCUACACCAAUACGGUUGUGGUGGUGUAUCAGAACGUGACCCCAGGCAAUGCUGUUAGCCUGCCUGCUGCUUGCAAAGAUCCUGAGAUCCCCUGAAUUGCUGUUCCUUCAACCCAUCCUUCCAGUACUGCCAUCUCUAACUGCAAAUCAAGAGCAAAUAGAUUAUAUACUUAUGGACCAAGCAAGUUCUCUUUGAACUAAUCCCAGAAUAUCCCUUUAAUCAGUUGAAUACAGUGGAUAUUAUGAACUGUGCAAAACACCAUGACUAGGGUGACCAUAUGGAAAGGAGGACAGGGCUCCUGUAUUUUUAACAGUUGUAUAGAA
Messenger RNA from Elgaria multicarinata webbii, 1245 nucleotides. Its product is annotated as membrane-spanning 4-domains subfamily A member 4D-like. NCBI's taxonomy places the organism in Eukaryota, Metazoa, Chordata, Lepidosauria, Squamata, Anguidae. The coding region runs from base 358 to 1017 and encodes 219 amino acids. The record is from RefSeq and is a predicted model, not a curated record. The transcript is spliced from 7 exons. Gene Ontology annotation, cellular component: membrane.